AUGUCUCGAAAGAGGCUCGCCGAUUGGGAUCUUCCCACGCCCGAGUCUCCCUCUCGGAAACGUCAACGAUUCGUACCUAAGCCAACAGCGAGCCUUCCCCGAAAGAGGUAUCCCAAGCAUAAAGACUCGAGAGUGGGAGAGGACUUCCACAGCGUGCCAUAUCCUCUCACUCUUCUACCAAAGACGUCAUGGCAGGCCUUCAACCAGGGCGAAGCAGACGGCGUAUGCGCGUCGUGUGGGAAAGCCCGAGAAGCAUCAGCACAUCAGCGGAAAUUGUUCCUCGUCGCCGAGCGAUUGUCCUGGGAACAAGGCACCGUUGGCUACUCGUCCAGGAGUCAAAAUGAGGAAAUACUGUGGGCUUGUAAUGCCGAGCUAGGCAUUUUUCAGCCGGCAGAUCUGGCUGUGGAGGACGAUGAAGUUGUUAUUGGAGGGCGGCGGAGUAAAGACGACGUCUUAUAUCCAUACAGAAGUGAAGCGGAAGUAGAGUUUGCAAUGAGACUGAUUGCUACUGCGGAAGUGCUGAGUGAGGCAUCAUGGACGUUGUGGAAAGGAAUGGUAGAGAAGAUGGUGAAAAUGAUGAAAACCACUCAAGCAGGAGCGAGCCUCACUGAUAGUCUACAUCCCGACGUUGUAUGCGCUUCGCCUCGACGCUCUCCAAGGAAAAAUGGCAAACAAGCCAUGCAUUCACUCCUGACACCACCAAGCUCGAAUCUGGAGGGAUCGUCUGUUGCCUCAAAAGGCCCGUCACCUACUCUCAGCUACGACACGCUUCAGAAUUUUUAUAGCCUUCUGGACAAGAUCGAACGAACUUCUCCGAUCGGUGCUCGAUUUCUGGAAGCGUAUGCGGAUCGAUUGCAUGCCGAGACAUGUCAUGGAUGCUGGUUUGCAGGCAUUGCAGUAGCUGGCGAGGAGGACGAGUUAAUCUUGCCGACUCGAUCAUCGCCUCGAUCAUCACGGAGGCAGUCAUUGUUCCCUGGUUCAAGUGCAUAUGAUCCUGCGCGGUACAGUAGCCCUCGCACUACGCCGAGGUCGAGACCUCGUGGCGAGGGCUGA
Ramularia collo-cygni is the source of this 1053-nucleotide messenger RNA. RefSeq lists its product as uncharacterized. The coding region runs from base 1 to 1053 and encodes 350 amino acids. The record is from RefSeq and is a predicted model, not a curated record. The transcript has a single exon. NCBI's taxonomy places the organism in Eukaryota, Fungi, Ascomycota, Dothideomycetes, Mycosphaerellales, Mycosphaerellaceae.